Messenger RNA from Tachyglossus aculeatus (Australian echidna), 898 nucleotides. RefSeq names its product sperm-tail PG-rich repeat containing 3 (gene STPG3). The coding region runs from base 34 to 840 and encodes 268 amino acids. The record is from RefSeq and is a predicted model, not a curated record. Lineage: Eukaryota; Metazoa; Chordata; Mammalia; Monotremata; Tachyglossidae. The transcript has 7 exons.
CCCACCUGGGGGGGCCUCGUCAUUCCACGCCCGAUGAAUUUCGACCAAAAAGUUGUCAAGUUUUUGGCAAAUUAUUACAUCAAUGGAGGACAGCACUGGAAAUAUGGGCGGCAGCCCCCGUUUCGACCCUGCGGGCCCCAGCUGGGAUGUGCUGAUAGCCCUUUGGCUCUGCCGGCCCCGAGCCUGAGCGUGGGCUCCAAGUGUCCAGUGCUUGACUACUGCCAGAAGUGGAAUUCCCUCAAGGCCCAGACCAGGCAACAACUCACCUUCCGGGAAGCCUUGGAAUGCCGCCCACCACGGCUCACGGAUCCCGAAGCCCCAGGCCCGGCUCACUACCCGGCUCUGGCCGGGAAUUGGGGGCUCCAAAAGCAUCGCGCUCCCAGGGCCCGGAUGCCCCGCAGAGAUGGCGGCGGGCACUGCUUUGGGUGCCAAAACAAGAAUCCGUUCACUCGCAAGGUGAACUUGAUCGCCAAGAACCAGCAGCCGCCCGCGUUUCAGCCGGCCCAGGUGCCCGGCCGGGCCUCCCAGCGGCCUACCCAAGCCCACCCCGUGGGCCACAGCUUCGGCCGGCGACUGCCCCCCAUCCCUCCCGAGUCCGUGCCAGGCCCCAACGCGUAUAACGUGGACCCCGGCUACCGGUCCCUGCAUGCCCACCCGUGGACCUCCUCCAUGAGCCUCCACUCCCAGGCCUGGGCCAACUCAGGCUUGACCCCCGGCCCUGGGGCUUACACACUGAGGGAGACGCGCAGGUCCUCCCGCUUCGCCUGGGCGCCGGGCAUCCUCAUCCAAGGAGUCCGCCGACACAAGAGACACGACACCGGACCCUUCUGCACUCUGUAACGGGGAGCCUUUUGGGACCCCCAUCUCCCCUUCCCCACCCCAACCGGGAGAAUACCAA